Molecule: messenger RNA, 2785 nt
Organism: Lytechinus variegatus (green sea urchin)
Lineage: Eukaryota; Metazoa; Echinodermata; Echinoidea; Temnopleuroida; Toxopneustidae
Product: transcriptional repressor scratch 2-like
Exons: 2
Coding region: 1647-2645 (332 amino acids)
Biological process (GO): regulation of DNA-templated transcription
Molecular function (GO): RNA polymerase II cis-regulatory region sequence-specific DNA binding; DNA-binding transcription factor activity, RNA polymerase II-specific
Source: RefSeq, a predicted model, not a curated record
AACAAAAAGCAAGUGGUCUUCUACCAAUCAGAGAGCGCGAUUCUGCGAGGCCUUAAAGGUCUACCCACUUUAAAUGGUGGAUUCAUAUCGACCUGACUUAAUCUCAUUAGCCGACCAAGAGCCCCGUAUCGUCGCGUGCCUCGCUCGUGCCAAAACAAUAAGCAAUACAGGUUGCCUUGCCUUUGUCGUCCGUUUCGCCCUGGAGUACUUGUGAUGUCAUUCUUGAAAGGCGCUCGUACUUAAAGGUUGGGCAUGUAUACACCUCUCUUAGAGCAGCACUUCUCCGUCUGUUGGUCCACCUCGUCGGCCGAGAAUCUGCGGCAUCGCUUGAACUUGAACACUUGUAGGAGUGAAGUGAAAGCGCACACACGCGCGCGUUCGAUUGCCUGACUUUCUUCUUCAGUGUGUAUUACCGUCUGCGUCGUAAUAUCCCGCCAAUAUUGGGAAAUCGCAAGCCAGUCAGUGUCCUGGUUUUCGAGUCCUCCAGACCCUUCUCCCUCCUGCCGACCACUUAACAUGAAGUGCUUCACAAACUGGCGGCUAGCACCUCAUUAGAGGACAAACUCAAAAGAGGUGAGAUAUGAUCAAACAUCAUUAAACACUGGCAGAAUCCGAAACUCAUUUCAAUUUAUGAUCAUAUUUCGUGCUUCUGAUAUUGUCAAAGUUGAAGCUCUUGCUUAGAAACGCCAAGACCUGCCAUCAGAUUUCUCCAAUUUAAGUGAUAGCCUAUUUUUACAACGCUCCGUCAAGCACUACAUGAUUUCAGGGCCCCCAUCAACUCAAUACCCUUACCGUUGCUUUCAUCUGCGUUAUCUUCCCGUCAUAAAUUCUAGCCCGUGACAGUUAUAAGCGACGUAGUUCGAGCAGCGAGACGAGCAAUUUACUCUGCGCCGACGAAGUAGGCUCUCGUUCUCUCGCGGGACUCUGAAUUUCUAGAUGGAUUAGCGAAGACGUACUUAGAGCGUCGCCUGCCACCUGCCAGUAUCUCCAUACCCUAUCAACAUUCCUUGGAACGUGCUUCUCACUCACACCGCACACUCUAUCCCUCACCUCGUAAAGAAACCUUCCCAGCUCUACGAAGCAGCCACGGACAUUUAGAAGAUUCAUUCAUCUUUUUGAUAAAUACUUCAAUUAUGGUAUCUCAGCUGAAAAGUGGCAGUUUCGUGUGAUGUAUAUCAUUGAGUGAGCGAUCGGUGCUACCUUCGCUUGGUGCGUACUUCAACCCCAUGCACUCUAGCCCACAAUCAAUGCUCUGCUAGCUACAGUAGAUGUGGACGUAUUAUAUCCAAGGAAGAGCUCGCAGAUAGCCGAAUCCUUUGUAACGCGUGAGUGCCGCGGUGAUUUUAUGACAUAAUAGCGAACAACAAUCUCGUCUGAUAAUUAAUGUCUAAUCAUCCCACGAUUUGUCUAAAUUCUUCGAGGAGAAAAAAACCCCACCGAAUCGUGCUUCCUGACUUGAUAAACUGAAUAGCACCCAUUAGAUUUUUUUAUGAUGGCAUUGGGUUGAUUGAGGGUUAAGUUCCAGUUUUGAAGGAAGAAACAGAUUCGAGACAUUUAAACCUGAUUUAAAGGAACAAAAACAAAACUGUUGUCUUCAUCCAAAGUGUCUUCUUACACGGUAAUUAUCCUGCCUGACAUUCGCCGAGAUGCCUCGCUCUUUCCUUGUAAAGAAGACCAAAUUCUCAUCAUGUUCAGCGCUGUGCCCCCGGGAUAUCGACCCUUACUAUCCAGCAACCCCAGGCAGCCCUACCAUGCCUCAUCAUGGUGUCAGCGUCACAGUCAACAAUGGGUACAUCCAUGACAUCACUCCAUCACCGUCAUCCCCUCCGAGUGAGCCGUUGAUGAUCACCAACCUUCUCAACCAUCACCAUGAAGAACCACCGUCUCUACCAAGCUCACCAGAAACCGUUACAGACUCCACGUCUAGAGACUUUGACAUGGACAGCGGGAUCCUCAGUGUUCAGAGCAAAGGACAGCUUUUUCUGUCCUAUGAAGCAUUUUUGAUAACGGACGGACGAUCACGCCGUCGCGCGUUACAAAACGGUGGCAGCGGUGGGAUGAUCGGACCAGGUAUUGAUCAACAGCACGGCCAGAUAGAUGGAUCCUUAGCCGCCGUAGCCAACAGACCUAAAUACAAGUGCAAUGAGUGCGGGAAGCAGUACGCGACCUCUUCCAAUCUUUCAAGGCACAAGCAAACCCAUCGCAGCCUCGAUAGCCAUCUUGCCAAGAAGUGUGAGGUCUGUGGCAAGGUGUACGUCAGUAUGCCUGCCCUGGCCAUGCACGUGCUUACGCACAACCUGAAACACAAGUGCAAUGUCUGCCACAAGUCCUUCAGCCGUCCCUGGUUGCUCCAAGGCCACAUGCGUUCACAUACGGGCGAGAAGCCCUUCGGCUGUGCACACUGUGGCAAAGCAUUCGCCGACCGCUCCAACCUCCGCGCCCACAUGCAGACGCAUUCGGCUUACAAGAACUACAAGUGCAAGCGUUGCGACAAGUCGUUUGCCCUCAAGUCAUAUCUGAACAAACACUACGAAUCGGCCUGCUUCAAACUGGAUGGAGAGAUUAGAGACGACAUGAUGACGUGUACACCGUCGCCCCUGUCUGAUGCUGAAAAUAUAUCGGUCGAUGGAAACAUUUCUACGUGAUCAAAUUAGGAGAGAACAAUGGAACAAGCAAAUAAGUAUCUUACAAUCCAAUACGAACAAACGCCUUUUAUACGAAUACUAGAUUUUAUAAGAAAAUAUUUCAGUGAGGAGAUACAGCUUAGACAUGUUUGCUGACAUUA